This is a messenger RNA of Siniperca chuatsi (mandarin fish), 2547 nucleotides long. It is a transcript of the gene hs3st3l, whose product is annotated as heparan sulfate (glucosamine) 3-O-sulfotransferase 3-like. The coding region runs from base 356 to 1459 and encodes 367 amino acids. The transcript is spliced from 3 exons. Gene Ontology annotation, molecular function: [heparan sulfate]-glucosamine 3-sulfotransferase activity. NCBI's taxonomy places the organism in Eukaryota, Metazoa, Chordata, Actinopteri, Centrarchiformes, Sinipercidae. The record is from RefSeq and is a predicted model, not a curated record.
CAGAGUAAUCCCGUGGAGUGGAAAGAGAGAAAGAUCCCCAGAGCAGCCCGGCCCGCACAUUAGGGCUUAAUUCUUCUCUCCACGUUGCCAGGGUGAGUGAGUAAGUGGGCGCACAUUCUGGAUGUCACGCAAAAACUAGUUCCUCUGAUUUACUAAAGCGGGCUGGUUGGCUGUUUUUUUUUGGGGGGGGGCUCAAUGCGCUCCAAACGCGCAACAUGAAGGAGGAGGAGGGCAGCGGAGCGCACUGAGAGAGACUCUUCGAGAGUUAGCGGUGUAUUAACGGCGUCAGAGUAUGAAGGGAUGUGAGCUGAACUUGAGGUAGAAUGGCACCUUAUCUCACAUGGAUCUCUGAGGGAUGGCAGCUUUUCACCACCACCACCACCACCAUCACCACCAUCUGAGCGCGGACCUGCGGCGGCUCUUCCACCGCCUCACCAUCGCCUCCUCUCUGAGCAUCCUUUGCUUCUCCUUGGUCUAUCUCCUCACCGGAUGCUGCGAGUCGGAGCUGACUGAAAACUCUGAGAUCAAGCCACCCACGCGCGAGUUCCUCGUGUCAGGGUCAGGAUGGCCGUACGAGAGAAACGGAACCAGCGUCGCCAAGGAGGUUACCCCCGCGGUUGGCGAAGGCGCGUUCAGCGGUCAUCCCGGGCUGGAGACGAACAGCUCGGGGAAAGAAUGGACAGCCACUCGGAGGUUACCCCAGGCUCUGAUCAUAGGGGUUAAAAAGGGAGGAACCAGGGCUCUGCUGGAGUUUCUGCGGCUCCACCCGGACAUCCGCGCCCUCGGGUCAGAGCCGCACUUCUUCGACCGGCAUUACGCACGGGGACUAGACUGGUACAGAAGUAUGAUGCCCAAAGCCCUGGACGGCCAGAUUGUUAUGGAGAAGACGCCUCGUUACUUUGUCACUGUGGAAACGCCGGCACGAGUCCAUUCUAUGUCGCAGGACGUGAAGCUGAUUGUGGUCGUCCGUGACCCCGCGACCAGAGCCAUAUCUGACUACACACAGAUCAUCUCCAAGACCCCCGACAUCCCUCCCUUUGAAAGCCUCGCCUUCAAGAACCGCACCACAGGUCAGAUCGACUCUCUGUGGAGCCCGCUGUGGAUCGGCCUGUAUGCCCAGCACCUGGAGCGCUGGCUGGCCUGGUUCCCCAGGACUCAGAUCCAUCUGGUCAGCGGGGAGAGGCUCAUCUCGGACCCGGCCGGAGAACUGGGCAAAGUCCAGGACUUUCUGGGUCUCCAGAGGAUCGUCACGGACAAGCAUUUCUACUUCAACAAAACGAAAGGCUUCCCCUGCCUGAAGAAACCGGAGGGCAGCAGUAAACCUCACUGCCUGGGGAAGACGAAAGGGAGGACGCAUGCCUCCAUCGACCCGGAGGUGAUGCAGAGAUUGAGGGAUUUCUACAAACCGCAUAACCAGCGCUUCUAUCAGAUGGCAGGGCAGGACUUCGGAUGGCAGUGACCCUUUGAAUGCGUGGAACCAGAGGCUUUUGUUAGCAUUACACUGCCUUGGGUAGAAGCCCGCGCAACUCUUCCAUCUGACUGAAACAGAUGCAAAGAUUCAGAGAACAGAACAUUAUCCGCUUCUGACCAGCAGAGGGACAUUUCAGAGACUUAAUAAUGAAAACCCGGUGUCAAUACAUUCACCCCUAUCAAUAGAUCAUCUUGUUCUAGUGUUUGAAAGACAGCAGCGUCAUUUUAUCUAUUAUCGAUGUUCAGUAAAAGAGGUGCUUUUGUGGUAUUAAACAAGGGUGUCCCCUCACACCUUUCUUGUUUGGUAGGCUAUUUAUUCCUACCCCAGGUGGUUAUAUAAAGCAUUUGUGUGCAAAGUUGGUCACUGUGGUUGCUAUAGGUUACGGCUGUAAAAAGUUGAAUGGUGAAAUACACAGUGUAGCUUUUAGUGUCUCUGGUCUGCAGUUUAAUCCUGAUGCUCUAGUUGGUAGGCUGUAAUGGCACAAUGAACCCAGAACAGAUGCAUUUUCACAUUCCUGAAUUUCCAUAACUUUCUUUUUCUACCUGUUUGUUCUUCAGUCUCACUGGUUAAGAAUUUAAGGGCAAUCCGUGCAUACAUAUUGAGUAUCGUCCUCCAAGCAUUGUUCCCGAAAAAGGGGGGAUGAAUCUUUUAUGGGGCGAGCAGCAGAGGGGUGAGCGAGAGAAUCUUUAUAUGAGCUCAGAUUUGACUGAGUGGUUUUGUAUUCUUGAAUAAUGAAUGUGGAUAAAUGGAUGUAGGGGAACUGGUGUGGAUCACUUGCCUCUUCGCCUAUUGGCACAUUUAUGUGCUAGUCUUAGGUUAGCAUCCGACUGCAAAACCACCCUACUGUACCUUGAGAGAAGUAAAGGGACCACUUGAGGACAACCAAAAGAAGACCAGGUUAAAUCAAUGAGAGAAGGUCGACCUAUCAAUGGCCAUUUCUCUGAACGUGAUGUAUGACGCUUUCAGGCUUUACUGUGUCACUGUGAGAAGGCCUGCUAACAGGGUUGUCUGUUUUCAGUUUGCAUGUAUUUGCACUAGUUUGAAAGCAUAAAAAAAAAUAAAACUAUUUUUAAGCA